AGUAUCCCCGCCAGGCCACCCAACGAAUGCCACCUUUUGUCCUCGCUGUUCUGUGAAUUCGCAGAUCCUACCCUUACUCACCCUCUACGUUUUUUAACUCUUUUACACGCCACACCUUCUCUUUUUCCCCUCUCUUUCUGUCUCUCUCAUUUCUAUCGCUUUCUUGCUCUCGCUCCGUCGACUUAGAUUGGUUUUUGAUCUGCUUGAAUUAUUCGAUCUUUGAUUAUUUAGGGUUUGACAGAAAAAAAAAAAAAAUUUAAUCGAAAUCAUGAGUAGCCCUCAGAAGAAUGAGAACAAGGGCCUCUUCGCCGCCAUGACUUCUGGCCUUUCCAUGUUCGGUAACGCAAUGCAUCGAUCCGUCAACGGGUUGCUUGGUUAUGAAGGAGUAGAAGUUAUAAAUCCAGAGGGAGGCAAAGAAGAUGCGGAAGAUGAAGCUCAGAGAGGAAGAUGGAAACAGGAGGAACGAGAUAGUUACUGGAAGAUGAUGCAGAAAUACAUAGGCUCAGAUGUCACAUCAAUGGUGACUCUUCCUGUCCUUAUUUUUGAGCCAAUGACUAUGCUUCAGAAAAUGGCAGAGUUAAUGGAGUAUUCCUACUUAUUGGAUCAGGCAGAUGAAUGCGAGGAUCCCUACAUGCGGUUGGUGUAUGCUACGUCAUGGGCUAUUUCUGUUUAUUAUGCCUAUCAAAGGACAUGGAAGCCAUUUAAUCCUAUUCUUGGAGAGACUUAUGAACUGGUUAAUCAUAAUGGAAUCAGAUUUAUCGCAGAGCAGGUGAGUCACCAUCCCCCAAUGAGUGCUGGGCAUUCUGAAAAUGAACAUUUUGCUUAUGAUGUGACAUCAAAGUUGAAAACUAAGUUUCUAGGAAACUCUCUUGAUAUUUACCCUGUCGGGAGAACUCGUGUGACUCUUAAAAAAGAUGGUGUAGUUUUAGAUUUAGUUCCACCUCCCACAAAGGUUAACAAUUUGAUAUUUGGACGGACUUGGGUUGAUUCACCUGGAGAGAUGAUCAUGACAAAUUUGACUACUGGGGACAAAGCUGUUCUAUAUUUUCAACCAUGUGGCUGGUUGGGAGCUGGUCGCUAUGAAGUCGAUGGAUAUAUUUACAAUGCUGCUGAGGAACCUAAAAUAUUGAUGACAGGGAAAUGGAACGAGUCAAUGAGUUAUCAGCAAUGUGAUAUGGAAGGCGAACCUCUUCCAGGGACAGAAAUGAAGGAGGUUUGGCAUGUUGCUGAUGCUCCGAGAAAUGAUAAAUUUCAGUAUACAUAUUUUGCACAUAAAUUAAAUAGCUUUGACACUGCUCCGAAAAAUUUGUUAGCAUCUGACUCUCGUUUACGUCCAGAUAGAUAUGCACUUGAGAAAGGUGAUCUAUCCAAAGCUGGUGCAGAAAAGAGCAGUUUGGAGGAGAGGCAGAGAGCUGAAAAGAGAGACCGAGAGGCCAGAGACCAUAAGUUUACACCUAGAUGGUUUGAUUUGACUGAUGAGGUUACGCCUACACCUUGGGGCGACUUAGAAGUCUAUCAGUAUAAUGGUAAAUAUGCCGAACGUCAGGCUGCUAAUGAUACUUCAGGUUCUGAUGAGGUUCAUCUUGCAUCAAUGGAAUUCAACCCAUGGCAGUAUGGUAACUUAUCUGCAGAAUGAGGCAUUUCAAAUUUUAUGCUUGCUUAUUGGACUCUGCAGUUAGUUGGUGGGAACUUGGUGUGAAAUGUGGGAAGCAGUCGGUUUUUAAUGGUUAGCUGAUGCUGUUACUUGAAUUGGCAUUUGUGCAAAUAUUUUCCAGUGAAUGGAACAGAAGCAGUAGGAUAGUAAGAAAAAUUAAAGGGGUAUCUGUCUGUUUGUUUAGUACUAUAUGGUAUCAAGUUUUGCUGAUCAGCUCCUUUACGAUCAAUUAUGUACCUUUUUUUUUUUUUUUUUUUUUUUUUUUUUUUUUGUGAAAUGAAUCAAUUAUGUACUUAAAACUCAUUUUGGAUGUAAAACUUUUGCUUAUAAUUUUUCAUGUUGAUUUUUGUU
Messenger RNA from Ziziphus jujuba (common jujube), 2005 nucleotides. Its product is annotated as oxysterol-binding protein-related protein 3C. The record is from RefSeq and is a predicted model, not a curated record. The coding region runs from base 269 to 1636 and encodes 455 amino acids. NCBI's taxonomy places the organism in Eukaryota, Viridiplantae, Streptophyta, Magnoliopsida, Rosales, Rhamnaceae. Gene Ontology annotation, molecular function: sterol binding. The transcript is spliced from 10 exons. Gene Ontology annotation, cellular component: membrane; cytosol; intracellular membrane-bounded organelle.